AUGCUUUACAGGAAGACAGGUUAUGCUCUCAUUCGGAUGGAGCGUAGCUCGUCUAUCUAUGGUUUUGUUGGCGAUAUUCAGAGCCAGAUCAUCGUUCUCCCUGCCGACGACAAUGUGUUGGAUGAUAGCAUCGAGGUCUUCGUCCAGCAGCUGGCCAAUAUUGCUCUCAUCUACCUAGGCCUGAAACUGAAUACGGACUCGAAUGUGGAUCAUCCUAAGUAA
Messenger RNA from Alternaria burnsii, 222 nucleotides. RefSeq lists its product as uncharacterized. NCBI's taxonomy places the organism in Eukaryota, Fungi, Ascomycota, Dothideomycetes, Pleosporales, Pleosporaceae. The record is from RefSeq and is a predicted model, not a curated record. The transcript is spliced from 2 exons. The coding region runs from base 1 to 222 and encodes 73 amino acids.